AUGUUCCAGUGUCGGGCUCGAUUGAGCUCAUUCUUACGGUUGGUGUCAUUGAGUCAUACCCGUCCGGCUACUCGGGAUUGCUAUCUGCGUCCGGGAGACAUCUUCGGUUGUACUGUACGUCGUUCGAAUAUGGGAGACCAGCAGGCGUUAUCUGGUAGCGGGGUGAAUUUGGGGAAUAGUAAGGUCGAGGGACUGCUGCAUCAUCAGCAUCAGCAGUCCAGGCGGCCUAAGAAACUUAUUUUCGCCCCUGGUGAUAUUCCAGACGGCUCGAACCCCAAGAUCUCAAGUACAGAGACACCUGAUCCGGCGUCUACGCAGUCCAGCACUGCAGCGUCCCGAGGCAAUGACGCAGCCGCCGAAUUGGGAGUGUCGACGCCCACAUCAGACAUGGAAGAUGAAAUGCUUUCGCACCCAGCUCGAGCGCACCAAUUCGUAACUAACCCCCCACUUACGAUUUCGCAGAUGCACCCGUCGAACCCGCUGCACCAGUUCCACGCGUGGUUCCGCGACCCACGACUCACCCCGUCCCUGGCACCGGAAACAUGCACGUUGGCGACCGCCUCGCUACCAUCGGGCCGAGUCAGUGCCCGUAUCGUGUAUCUGAAGGAACUAGACGAAAAGGGCUGGGUGAUAUACAGCAACUGGGGCAGUCGGGAAGGCAAGGGCGGACAGGUAUUCGGCGAGAGCGCAGACGGGGGCGACAGUCUCGGUGCGAUGCCGCUCCCCGGCGAAACAUCAGGAGGGAAUAGAUGGGGGGCACUCUCUUUCUCCUGGUCGACUGUGGAGCGGCAAGUGAGGAUAGAAGGCUUACUGGAACCACUCAGUCGCGAAGAGAGCGAGAUAUACUGGCGGACUAGGGAACGGGGGAGCCAGAUAGGCGGAUGGGCCAGUUGGCAGAGUAAGGUGUUGUGGUCCGCGGAGCCGGAGGCGUUGAAUACGCUUCAGAAGCAACGACUGAAGAAUCCGCAUGAUCCCACCGCCCCCAUGGGAACGACCGACAAUAGUAGCACGAAGACCUGCCCGGAUGUUCCCGCGGACAUCGAUGAAACCGAUGUCGAGGACGGCCGAUCCCUACUCGAGCAACGGGUCAAAGAGAUGGAGCAGCGGUUCGCGGGAGUGGAGAAGAUUCCCCUUCCCCCAUUCUGGGGGGGAGUGCGUCUGGUUCCUGAGUCGGUGGAAUUCUGGCAGGGGCGGCGCAGCCGUCUGCAUGAUCGGUUCAGAUAUGUCCGUGUGGGCGAGCCGGGGGGUAAAGAUGGAAGUAAUAUGUUUCAGUGGAGGAUUGAGAGGUUGUCGCCGUAG
Molecule: messenger RNA, 1299 nt
Organism: Monascus purpureus
Lineage: Eukaryota; Fungi; Ascomycota; Eurotiomycetes; Eurotiales; Aspergillaceae
Source: the annotation of a GenBank genome assembly